This is a messenger RNA of Cinclus cinclus, 1647 nucleotides long. It is a transcript of the gene PARP3, whose product is annotated as poly(ADP-ribose) polymerase family member 3. Gene Ontology annotation, cellular component: site of double-strand break. NCBI's taxonomy places the organism in Eukaryota, Metazoa, Chordata, Aves, Passeriformes, Cinclidae. The record is from RefSeq and is a predicted model, not a curated record. Gene Ontology annotation, molecular function: NAD+ poly-ADP-ribosyltransferase activity. Bases 1 to 1590 code for a protein of 529 amino acids. The transcript is spliced from 10 exons.
AUGGCUUCCAAGCACAAAGCUUCUUCCUCGAAGCAGCCAGACAGCAGGGAAAAGAAACCAAAAGUGGAAAAGGAGGAAGACACCUGGAGCUCCACCUUGGCAACGCUGAAAACUGCUCCCAAGGAGAAGCCCCCCGCCAGAAUUGAUGGGCACUGCCCCUUGAGUACAGCACUAGAUGCCCGGGUCUAUGAGGACUAUGACUGCACCCUGAACCAGACCAAUAUCAGUGCCAACAACAACAAGUUCUACAUCAUUCAGCUCCUUGAGCACAAUGGUGCCUACAGUAUCUGGACCCGCUGGGGCCGUGUGGGAGAGGUGGGCCAGUUCAAGCUCAUGCCCUGUGCCUCCCUGGAAGCUGCCAAGAAGGAGUUUGAGAAGAAGUUUCGGGAAAAGACCAAGAACAGCUGGGCAACAAGGGAGAACUUCAUUGCGCAGCCAGGGAAGUACACGCUCAUUGAGGUGCAGCCAGGGGCUGGGCAGGAGGUGGAGGUUGCCCUCAGGGUGGAUGCAGUGGAUGGGGGCAAGGUCUGCAAGCAGCAGGUGCUGCCCUGCACCUUGGACAAAGCCACACAGGAGCUGGUGUCUCUCAUCUUCAGCAGUGACAUGUUCCAGUUUGCCAUGCAGACCAUGAAUAUCGAUGUGAAGAAGAUGCCUCUGGGGAAGCUGAGCAAGCAGCAGAUUGCGAGGGGCUUUGAGGCACUGGAAGAGCUGGAGGCUGCAUUGAAGGAGCAGCCUGCCCAGGAAAGUCGCCUGGAGGAACUCUCCUCACGCUUCUACACUACUGUCCCACACAACUUUGGACGGACACGACCACCCACCAUCAAUUCCCCUGACUUGCUGCGUGCCAAGAAGGACAUGCUGUUGGUGCUGGCUGACAUUGAGCUGGCACAGAGCCUGCAGGCACAGAAAAUGAAGGAGGAAAAGGAAGAGAAAGAAGUUGCCCAUCAGCUGGAUCAGGAUUAUGCCCUACUCUGCUGCCAGCUCUCCCUGCUGGAUCCAGCUUCCCGGGAAUACCAGCUGAUCAAAACUUACGUGACACAGACUGGGCACAAAGUCCGCAUCCUCAACAUCUGGCAGGUGGCCCGGGAUGGUGAGGAUGAGCGUUUCAAGGCCCAUGACCUGCUGGAGCACCGGCGCCUGCUUUGGCAUGGCACCAACGUGGCGGUGGUGGCGGCCAUCCUGAAGAGUGGGCUGCGCAUCAUGCCCCACUCAGGCGGGCGUGUGGGCAAGGGCAUCUACUUCGCCUCUGAGAACAGCAAAUCAGCCUGCUAUGUGCGCUGCACAUCUAAGAAUGUUGGCAUCAUGUUCCUGACGGAGGUGGCCCUGGGCAAGUCUUACCGCAUCACCUGUGAUGAUCCCACGCUGUGUCAGCCACCUGCUGGCUAUGACAGCGUCCUGGCCUGUGGCCAGACAGAGCCUGAUCCUGCACAGGAUGAGGAAGUGCUGCUGGAUGGCAAGAAGGUGCUGGUGUGCCAGGGCAAGCCCAUCCCCAUGUCUGCCUACAAGGACUCCUCCUUCAGCCAGAGCGAGUACCUCAUCUACCAGGAAAGCCAGUGCCGGAUCCGCUACCUUGUCCAGCUGUGCUUCUGAGGGUGCCUGGGAGCACCACGGCCCUGGCCCAGCAUCAGGUGGAGACUCCCAUCAGCC